Peronospora farinosa is the source of this 1134-nucleotide messenger RNA. NCBI's taxonomy places the organism in Eukaryota, Oomycota, Peronosporomycetes, Peronosporales, Peronosporaceae. The record is from the annotation of a GenBank genome assembly.
AUGGCAGACGAAUGGCCGACAGCUGCAUCGGAAUACAAGAUUAUUGAACAAAUUGGUCAAGGUGCUUUUGCAAAAGUAUGGAAGGCAUAUUGUGCCCCCAAGAAGAUUCACGUGGCUAUCAAGAUUAUGGACUUGGAAAAGAUUACAACAAGUUUUGAAGAUAUUCGAGCGGAAGUUCAGACGAUGAAGAUGACAAAUCAUCCGAAUGUUUUGAAAUGUUAUUGUAGUUUUGUACACAAGGACCAAUUGUGGCUUGUGACACAGCUUAUGAACAAAGGCUCGUGUCUCCACGUGAUGAAUCUCUUUAAAAAGAAGGGAUUGGGUGAAGGACUUAAGGAAGAUUUUGUGGCUGUCGUCCUACACGAGACACUCAAGGGACUACAAUACUUUCAUGAAAAUGGACAGAUUCAUCGAGACAUUAAGGCUGGUAACAUCCUAUUGGACAGUGAAGGACAUGUCGUCAUUGCUGAUUUUGGGGUCUCGGGAUGGAUGAUGGAAGGAGGUGAUCGUCGAAAGAACCGACAGACUUUUGUUGGUACGCCUUGCUGGAUGGCUCCUGAAGUCAUGGAACAAGUACGUGGCUACGACUACAAGGCUGACAUUUGGUCGCUUGGGAUUACUGCUUUGGAGCUCGCCAAGGGGUAUGCCCCCUAUGCGCGCUUUCAACCCAUGAAAGUGCUGCUGCUUACUCUGCAGGAGGACCCGCCGUCGCUCCGCACGUAUGAUGAUGAUGGCAGCGGUCACCAGUUUGGACGACACUUUAAAGAUGUGGUCAAGCUCUGUUUGCAGAAGGACCCAUCCAAGCGCCCUGGUACGUCGGCGCUCUUGAAGCACAGUUUCUUCAAGAAAGCAGGAGAUACAACAUAUCUUGCGCGAAACCUCCUUAACAACAUCGAAGACAUCGGAGAAAGUUGCAUGACGGCCGGUAUUGCAGAUGCAUUGCCUGGCGCUGGACCGCUAUAUGCGAAGGGAAUGAAAAGACCUCCGGGAUCGGAAGCGGAAGGAUCAAAAUACGUGCCUGGGACGACUUGGGUUUUCGAUGACGAAGAGGAUGAUUCGUCCAAGAUGUCGAUGGACGAUUUCGCCAGCCAGUUUGAUAUGGUGACAGGCGGCGAGGAAUUCCGCUCCAAGUAA